Marmota monax (woodchuck) is the source of this 948-nucleotide messenger RNA. Its product is annotated as olfactory receptor 1E5-like. Gene Ontology annotation, biological process: G protein-coupled receptor signaling pathway. The transcript has a single exon. Gene Ontology annotation, cellular component: membrane. Lineage: Eukaryota; Metazoa; Chordata; Mammalia; Rodentia; Sciuridae. The record is from RefSeq and is a predicted model, not a curated record. Gene Ontology annotation, molecular function: G protein-coupled receptor activity; olfactory receptor activity. The coding region runs from base 1 to 948 and encodes 315 amino acids.
AUGAUAAUGGGAAAAAACCAAACUCUCAUCUCAGAGUUCCUCCUCCUGGGCCUGCCCAUCCAGCCAGAGCACCAGAACCUCUUCUAUGCCCUGUUCCUGGCCAUGUAUCUUACCACCGUCCUGGGGAACCUCAUCAUCAUCACCCUCAUCCACCUGGACUCCCAUCUGCACACUCCCAUGUAUUUGUUUCUCAGCAACUUGUCCUUCUCUGACCUCUGCUUUUCCUCUGUCACCAUGCCCAAAUUGCUACAGAACAUGCAGAGUGAAGUCCCCUCCAUCCCCUAUGCAGGCUGCCUGACACAAAUAUACUUCUUCCUGUUUUUUGGAGACCUUGGGAACUUCAUCCUUGUGGCCAUGGCCUAUGACCGCUAUGUGGCCAUCUGCUUCCCCCUGCACUACACCACCAUCAUGAGCCCCAAGCUCUGUCUCUCCCUGGUGGUGCUGUCCUGGGUGCAGACCACGUUCUAUUCCUUGUUGCACACCCUGCUAGUUAACAGAUUAUCCUUCUGUGCAGACAAUGUGAUCCCGCACUUUUUCUGUGAAAUAUCCGCCCUGCUCAAGCUGGCCUGCUCUGACACUCAAGUAAAUGAGUGGGUGCUAUUUAUUAUAGGAGGAAUUGUUGCUGUCAUCCCAUUCCUACUCAUUCUUGUGUCCUAUGCAAAGAUAGUGUCCUCCAUUCUCAAUGUCCCUUCUCCUCGAGGUAUCUGUAAGGCCUUCUCCACCUGUGGCUCCCACCUCUCUGUGGUGUCAUUGUUCUAUGGGACAGUCAUUGGUCUGUACUUAUGUCCAACAGCUAAUAAAUCUACUGUGAAAGACACUGUCAUGGCUCUGAUGUACAUGGUGGUGACUCCCAUGCUGAACCCCUUCAUCUACAGCCUGAGGAACAGAGACAUAAAGGGGGCCCUAAGAAGGGCUCUUUUUAGAAAGAAAAAUUCCUUCUGUGUGUGA